Messenger RNA from Blastomyces gilchristii SLH14081, 276 nucleotides. RefSeq lists its product as uncharacterized. NCBI's taxonomy places the organism in Eukaryota, Fungi, Ascomycota, Eurotiomycetes, Onygenales, Ajellomycetaceae. The coding region runs from base 1 to 276 and encodes 91 amino acids. The record is from RefSeq and is a predicted model, not a curated record. The transcript has 2 exons.
AUGCCGCCUCCUCCAAAGACAGCUGCCAGUGCGAAAUCCAACCUAAUAAUCUCCCAAAUAUCCGCAAACCUAUCCAACACCCUCUCGACUUUCGGGCCUAAGUCUGCUCAGUACGCUGCCGUGUUGGAUAUGUUGAGAGAGAGUAUUCGUGAGCUGGAGCUAGAGACGCAGGGUAUUACCGCUACAAAUAGUGGUGGUGGUGGUGGUGAAAAGACGACAACAGCGGAUGCUAUCGAGGAGUUGAGAAUGUUGUUGGAAAAGGGAUUAAGUGUAUAA